AUGAAUUCCAUUGCCGCGAACUUUGCGGUAUGUUUGGCAGACUAUGAGCAGCUCAUCUCCAUUAUUGCCGAGUCCAGCUCGCCGCUCCAUCAGCAGCUUGAACUGAGCGCUCUACAAGAUGAGCUAGGGCGGUUCAAAGUGUGGGCAGGCAACAUUGCCGCCCAUAAAACGGGCAGGAGCUCGUUGGACUUUCGAUUAAGAGAUGCCACUCCGCUGCGGGAAAGAAUCAUGGGACUUCUGUCUGAUAUGAGUGAGCUGCUUGAAGAAGGCUCCCAGAUAGCUGCUGGAGAUCGAGUGCCACAGGAUGAAGCACCAUCUGAUCACGAUUCCGAUUCAUCAGAUGAAGAAGGGUCGACUUUGAGCGUCCGUUCUGAAAACCUCACCACAGAGCUGCAACAGAUAUUUUUGGACGUUGUUGUUUGUAUUGACUGUCUAUACAAACUCUCAAUGACGAUUCGCAGUGGUGUCUCCGCACACGAUCGAUUAGUGAAGGCUGCAGCUAUCGAUAUCUCAUUCUAUGAGACAUGGGAUAUUCAGCAUGUUAAAAGCAAAUUCCCAGCCAUAAAAGAGAGUUUGGCUACACGACUGGGCAAGUCCAUCUCAAGGCGUCGUCAGCAUUUCAAAUAUUGUGAGAAGCAUCACAAGAAACUCGCACAAGACCUCAUUUUACCACAGAGGGCUUUGAACUUGCCUCAUCCCUCCCCAGCUAUAGCAAAUUCCCCGGGGAUUUCUCCUCAAGACCCUAGUCCUGUCGACAAUCAUCAGGAGGUGGCGAUUGAUCUUCCAAGAAUUGAGGCAAAGACAAGCACUGUUGCCACAACUGUUCUUACUCAGACUACGGCUUCCGAAUUCGUUGGAGGAACAACCGAUUUCGAAGUCGAGUCUGAUAGUGGCCAGACCUCGACCUCGUAUGCAACAACUGUAUCACAGGGAGGGAGGCUCUGCAUACCUCCCCCACCGAGAGAUUCGAUUGGUGGUCGACCCUUCGAGUGCCCUUAUUGUUUCACUAUUGUGGGCAUAAGAACCACACACGCAUGGAAAAAGCAUGUAUUUCGAGAUCUUCAGCCCUACGUUUGCACUUUUGAAACAUGCGCAAAAGCAAGUAGAAUGUUCGACUCUCGCCGCGAUUGGUUUGACCAUGAGCUCAUCAACCACCGAAAAGAAUGGUUCUGUACUGCGGACUGUCAGCAAUCUUUUAAAGUCCAGGGCGAAUUUGAAGACCACAUGCAGGAUGUACAUCAAAUUUCCUCACCAAACCAAUUAAGCGCGCUGGUGGAUAUGUGUCAAAGACCUGUUGAUGAAGAUGCGGAAGAACAGUGUCCUCUCUGCAUGGAAACUUUAGGGUCAAUGAAGCAACUUUGCCGACAUCUGGCACGACACCUGGAGGAAUUGGCUCUAUUUGCCCUUCCACGCAGUAAAGAUGAUGAGGGGGUACAAGAGUUCGACUCUGACGAACCACAGGUGUCCGAUAUUUCACGACAAUUAUCUGAUAAUAGCGUUACGUUUGGCAGCAAUCCCGAUACUAUUGAGUCAUUAUCCGACCCCGACCGCAUUCCGGAUAUUGACAUUCCGGAUAACGAUGACUUCGACAUCGAUGGCACUGACGGAGGUGAUCCCGCUUUAGAGCUUUUAGAUCUUUUAUGGGAUUCAGAUGCAACGCAAACGCUUAUACUCCCUGUAUCAUUUUUGUCAUUUUUCAACCAACGACUUCAAAAUAUUAUUGACGGCACAGACGGUUCUUUGGAGCAUCAAGACAAAGGAUUUAUCAACCUUCUUGUCGAUCUCUCCAAAGCCUUGGCUAGUAAUAACGUUCAGAACCAACUGACAUCGAAACGGGGACUUAGUGACCUUCUGCUUAUGGUCUAUCUACACGCUAGGAAAUGUUAUCAGAAACAAUCGAGCUCAGACCGUGAAGUCAUAUGGGGAGGCUUAGUGGAUCGUGUCAGGAUGUUCUUUAUCAAGAUCAUUAAAGACAUUGUUAUUGAAAGUAGGGUACAAGAGGAGAACGUCUCGAAACUUGUCGAUCAUUUAGCGGCGAUAGAGACUAAGCUAGCUGCUCGAUCACAGCCUGACGCUACGUUGGGUGGCGAGAGAGAAGGAUUCGACGUAAUACCAGACCAAGAUUGGGCCUCGUACUGGGACCUCAAGGUGAGUGAUAUGCAGACUUAUCCGCAAGAGGAGGUUGAGAGACAAAGGGCGAUUCAUGAUAUUUGGCUAUCGGAAAAGGCUUAUGUGGAUCGCCUGGUUGUCUGCUUGGCUCGUUAUCAUGAAGAUUUGGUCCGUGACCCGUCAAUCAUGCAAAACGGAAAGCCGUUUUAUUUCGUAGAGGACGGGUUUACCAUUAUAGGAACUUUACAAGAACUCCAUGAAGGUUUCCUAUUCGCGCUGGAAAACAGAAUCAAAACACAGGGCCCCUGGGUUCAUGAUCUCUCGGAUAUAAUCCGCGACUGGAUACCUAGAACAACGUCCAGCUACCGCCACUAUGCCGUGACAUUUCCAAUGAUUGAGUGGCUAAUUCAACGUGAGGCCGCACACAAUCCGCGAUUCAAGGAAACAUUUUAUUCGGAAGCAGCCAAGCUGGAUUGGCUGAGCUGUAUGAAGAGCCCUUCGAUAAGAAUUCAACAGUAUCUAACUUUACUUCCCGCUAUUCGGCAAACUGCUAGUGAAAAUACGGACGAGGGAAAAGAAUUUAAAGAAAUGAUGGAGAAUGUCAAGACCUUGACUGAGGGAUUCCAAAAGAUGGAGAAUUAUGGAAGGGCAAAAGUUCGAGUUCACGAACUCAAUAAAGCACUACUUUUCAGAGAAGGCCUUGGCGGACCCGAUCUCGGUCUUAACGACGAGGGUCGACAUCUUCUAUUCGAGGGUCAGCUUGAACGGCUCAGGACAGCGGCACUAGGAUUCUCCAUCGCAAAUCACGCAUUCUUAUUUGACAACUACUUUGUUCUUGCAAAGCGAAUCGGGUCACACGAUAUUGAAAAAUACGAUGUUUCUAAACCUCCGAUACCUAUGGGGCUUUUAGUCCUCCAGGAUGCCAAAGACAAUAGCAGAAUAUCUCCCAUUUACUCAAAGAUCGAGAACAGCCAAAGUACUACACUUGAAAUCCAGGCACCCGAGGAAGAAUUUCCUAGACCCGGGUACUCCCCAUUCAACAUUAAACAUCUUGGAAAUCAAGAGGCAUACACCUUGCUGGUUAAGACCGAGGAAGAAAGGAAGGAAUGGUGCGAAAACAUAGUGUUGGCAAAGGCGGCAUAUGCUGCCACUCUUUUUAAGGAGAAGGCAGAACCCUUUUCGCUAAAUGUCUUAUCUAAUGGAUACUUCCAAAACACCCACUCGCUCCGCCUAAACAGAUUCUCCAAGAUUCAAGGAUCUCCUCUAUCGCAAGCAAUCCAGAGAGCAGCACCUGCUCCUCCGCAUACCAGAGUUCGUACGGGGGUCAAGUUUGGAACAACUUUUAUGACCGAAAAUGGUCCUAGGGAAGUUAUUGGGACCAAGCACGCCAUCUUCGUUUUGGAGAGAGGCUCGUCAUCGAGUUUACCCGUUUCAAAACUUGAGCUCCCGGAUGUGACACAGCUUUUGGAAAUUGAGGAGUUGAACAUCAUGCUUGUACUGGCGUCAAAGAGCAUAUAUUCUUACCCAACUCAGAGCUUCGAGGCUUUACGUCUUGGCCAACAAAUAACACCGGCAGAAAAGAUUCUAGAGAACGUCGAGUUCUUUAGGCUUAACAAGAUGGAGUCCGUUAGAUCUGGGGAAAAGCAGACCAGGAUAUUACUCUUUUGUGCAAUACGGCAGGAGGCAAGAACUCAAAUAAAGGUGUUGGAGUUAUACGCAUCGAACAUAGGGAAAGCAAAGAAACAGGGUGCUGGCUUCUCCUUCUCCCCGAGUAGCUCUGCUCCCCAUGAAAGCUCGCCUUUGACUUCAACACCUUCCGUAUACAAAUUCAGAGACUACGACGAGUUUUAUUCAGCCAAAGACUGUUAUGAUAUAGUACCCUUUCGAUAUUCAAUUGCAAUAAUGACUGGUAAAGGAUUUGACAAUAUGGCCCACGAGCUACCUUUAGCACGCGCACGGUUUUCUAGGUCACUAUUUACGCCUACGCCCUUUGCAGAGGGCCAGCUUCCUGCUCUAGGGCUCUUUCGGCUUCCAGAAGGAAUGUUCUGGGGGAGACUAGGGGAAGUAGCUCUCUGUGUCUACGAGAAUUUUGCCACUUAUAUUGACGAAAAUGGCAUGGUAUCAGAACGUCCUCCAAUAAAUUUUGUUGGACAGGCUAUCUCUGCAACAUCGUAUAGCACCUACUUGAUACUCUUCCAUGAUGAUUUUGUGGAGAUCCGAGAUAUGACAACCGGAAAACUAUGCCAAAUAAUAGCCGGCCAAAACAUUCGGUAUCUAGAAGGGGACAGGGAUCAAGGUCGAAAUGUGAUGUUCGUGAUGGCCCAUCCAGAACUUGAAGGAAGAGAGUUGGUUUUGGAGCUUGUCUUGGAUUACUAUCACGUUGUGAACCCCCCACUUGAACGUCCGAAAAGCCCAGUCCCGAGGUCCCGUUACUCCCGGAUUCCCGAUACAGCGUCGUACCCCAUGGUUCAGCCAACUCCCAACACAUCGCGCUCGAUAGCGGCGAGGCGGGAUGAGGACGGAGCUAAGAAGCCACCUUCGAAGUGUACAGUUAGUUAG
This is a messenger RNA of Venustampulla echinocandica, 4668 nucleotides long. RefSeq lists its product as uncharacterized. Gene Ontology annotation, molecular function: guanyl-nucleotide exchange factor activity. The transcript has 7 exons. Lineage: Eukaryota; Fungi; Ascomycota; Leotiomycetes; Helotiales; Pleuroascaceae. The record is from RefSeq and is a predicted model, not a curated record. The coding region runs from base 1 to 4668 and encodes 1555 amino acids.